This is a messenger RNA of Thamnophis sirtalis, 6819 nucleotides long. RefSeq names its product RUNX family transcription factor 1 (gene RUNX1). Gene Ontology annotation, biological process: hemopoiesis; ossification; regulation of transcription by RNA polymerase II. NCBI's taxonomy places the organism in Eukaryota, Metazoa, Chordata, Lepidosauria, Squamata, Natricidae. The record is from RefSeq and is a predicted model, not a curated record. Gene Ontology annotation, molecular function: DNA-binding transcription factor activity, RNA polymerase II-specific; ATP binding; RNA polymerase II cis-regulatory region sequence-specific DNA binding. Gene Ontology annotation, cellular component: nucleus.
UUCCUCUGGACUCUCUUACUGUAACAGCAAAUUCAUUUCCAGUCAUCUCCAUUCAUAGGGCCAGGAGGCGCGAGGGAGAAGGAGGGGGAGGAGGGGGAGCCAGGCUUUCUUCAGAUCAGCAUGAGCAAACAAACAGCGCCUCGCAGAAGGUCACACACAGCUGGAGAGACUGGCCUGUACGGGGAGCAGAUCUCGGGAAAGCUUGCCGUUGGCGUCUGGUGAACACGUGGACACUUUUUCUGCUUUGGGAACGCGAAUUCUGCCAGGAGGAAGCUCCGGUGUUUGGCCGAUUCGUACUUCGGGAGGGUCUUGUUUUGCUCUUUACAGUGGAACGGCGUCUUGUUUUGUCUGGCCACCGCGCGUGUUGCUAGCCCUGUUUGAGAGAAGAAACAGACCAGUACAGCUAAGCCUCGAGUUAACGUUCAAUUUGUGAAGUUAAAGGAGAGCGCGCGAAGGGAGGACUGAGAAAUGAGGGGGAAAACCAACGGCGGUCCCGAAAGCAGAGCUCCACCUGCUUGUGGUUAAACCAUAGCUGAGAAGCCGGCCCCUGUGGGUGAAUUGGAGGAAUAUUACUUCAGAUAUUUUCCUCCACAGUUGGCAGUGACUCACGCAGCGGCCACAGAGUGUUGGGUGACUUCAGACUCGUGUCUUCUAAAAUUGCUGCGAACAUUAACCACAGAAAGAACCCACAACCCAACCAAAAGAGUGUUUUUUUUUCUCCCUCCCCUCCGGGCGCGCUUCAGAUUGUUGGCACACUGACAUCUCAGGACUUGUACAAGAGUCUUUUGAAUUCAAGCAGCCGCUCUAAGUAAUUUAGUCAAAGCAUUGCGAAACCGGGACAGCGAGGCUUAAGAGCAACGCGAGGCAGACUACUCACACUGGGGUUCAAGGCUACUCUGGCUGGGGAGAAAAGGAGGCUGCUGGAGAACAUUAAUGGAGUUCCGUUGUGUUUAAAUUCUCUAUAGAGUCAGCUGUAAAUAUUUGAUGAAGUACACUAUAUAAUGCUGUGAUAGCCGGUUGACCUUUGAAAACCUCAGCUCACGUCCUCUGCAGCCUAUUUCCCCAGUUUCUUUUUAACCGUUUUUCUCCCCCAUCCAUGUUUGCGACAAAAAACUGAUGCGUUGAUCUGAAUUCUAGACAUCCUUUGGGAGCAGCGGGAGGGAAAGACUAUGAACUUCGAAAAAUAAUAGGAAAUUAACUACUGAAAAGACUAGGUCCUUCCCUCUCCUUUUCUGUGGGUGUAUGCGUGGUGGGGGUGGUUUUGUUUCAAACAUUUCCUCUGCUCAAAACGUUUCUCAGUGUGUGGGAUUUCGGAAGGACCUUUGAUUUUAAUAACACUGGUAAUUCCCCGAGGGGGUGGAGAGCAGAGAAACUUGUCCAAAUCUAUACGGCCAUUUUUAAAGGACACACACAGAUUUCCAGGGAAGAGCAACCUAAAACUGGAUGCUGGGUUAAUUCUGGCAGGACCAGGAGCCCCGGUGUCCCCCUGCUCUGUCCAACUAGUCCAAAUUCGCUCCUGGAGUGGCUUCGCUUCGUUUGCCCCUUCUACACCGGGACCCUAAGCCUCUUUCUUUUUAUGUUGGUCUCCCGAGAACCGCCGGCUGAAGAGUUGCGCUCGUGUCGCUUUAUCCGAAGCCCUCUGAGGACCUUUUUCACUCAAAAGGCUUGUUGUGAUGCGUAUCCCCGUAGAUACCAGCACCAGCCGCCGCUUCACGCCGCCCUCCACCACUCUGAGCCCGGGCAAGAUGAGCGACGCGCUGCCGCUGGUCGGCCAAGAGAACGGCAGCAGCGCCCUGGUGGGGAAGCUGAGAAACGCAGAUCGCAGCAUGGUGGAUGUCUUAGCCGAUCAUCCGGGAGAACUGGUCCGCACCGACAGCCCCAACUUCCUCUGCUCUGUCCUGCCGACCCAUUGGAGGUGCAACAAGACUCUGCCGAUCGCUUUCAAGGUGGUUGCAUUAGGAGAUGUCCCUGAUGGGACUUUGGUCACAGUUAUGGCUGGAAAUGAUGAAAACUACUCUGCAGAACUCAGAAAUGCUACUGCUGCCAUGAAGAAUCAAGUAGCAAGAUUCAACGAUCUAAGAUUUGUCGGCAGAAGUGGAAGAGGGAAGAGCUUCACAUUGACUAUCACAGUCUUCACGAAUCCUCCACAAGUAGCCACAUACCACAGAGCUAUCAAGAUAACAGUGGAUGGGCCUCGAGAACCAAGAAGACAUCGUCAGAAACUAGAUGAGCAGACAAAGACCGGAAGUUUGUCCUUUUCAGAGCGCCUGAGUGAACUGGAACAGUUGCGUCGCACAGCUAUAAGGGUUAGCCCACAUCAUCCAGCCCCAGCACCUAACCCAAGAGCUUCCUUGAACCACACAACUGCUUUUAAUCCUCAGCCUCAGAGUCAGAUUCAGGAUACAAGGCAACUUCAGCCAUCUCCUCCCUGGCCUUAUGACCCAUCUUACCAAUACCUGGGAUCAAUUGCAACUUCUUCUGUUCAUCCAGCUACACCAAUUUCACCUGGAAGGGCUAGUGGAAUGACCUCCCUUUCUGCAGAGCUUUCAAGCCGGCUAACAAGUGCUUCAGACCUAACAGCAUUCAGUGAUCCAAGAGUAGGAAUUGAUCGUCCAUUUUCUGCCAUUCCUUCCAUUUCUGAUCCUCGUAUGCACUAUCCUGGAGCAUUCACCUAUACUCCAACCCCAGUCAGCUCAGGGAUAGGAAUUGGCAUGUCUGCCAUGACCACCGCCACCAGAUAUCACACAUACCUACCACCUCCCUAUCCAGGUUCUUCUCAGGCUCAAGGUAGCCCAUUUCAGACCAGUUCUCCUUCGUAUCAUCUCUACUAUGGAACAUCAGCAGGAUCUUACCAAUUCUCCAUGAUGACUGGUGGUGAUCGGUCUCCCCCACGUAUUCUGCCUCCUUGCACUAAUGCUUCCACCGGAUCUACGUUACUCAAUCCCAACCUUCCAAACCAAAAUGAUGUUGUGGACACUGAAGGCAGUCAUAGCAACUCCCCCACCAAUAUGGGAACCACAGCAAGAUUAGAAGAAGCAGUGUGGCGACCAUAUUGAAUUAUUAUUACAGGUGUCUAUUCUGGCAAUAUCCAUGCUUUUAUAUGACAAAUGAGAGCACUGCCAUGUUUAUCUUUCACACAGAAUAACAAUCAGUUCUGAAGUCAGUAUUUCUGGAAAUAUUGCUAUGAUUUUGCUCAAUGAAGUGAUUACAUUCCCAUAGACUUUUUCCAAGUUUGAACUUCAGAAAAUAACAACAUUUUAAGAUUGUAGUUUUGUUCACUCAUGUUGGCUAUAAAUAUGGAGAAGGAUAGAUACUCAGUAUGUGUCCAGAGUUUCAGACCUUGAAAUUUAAAGUAUUUUGUUUGACAUUUGGUGCUGAGGGAUUUAGUCUUACACAAUCUUAAAUAAUUUAAUCAAUCAUUUUGACCUGUAAGUUAAAAGGAAGUAUACAACGAUUCUCAGAGAGAAACUGUGAAUGCUUCUAAUUUAGCAAUGCUGUGAAUAAGAGUUUUUAUAUUCUGGAAAUAAUUUUUUAAUCAAGUUGUAUAUCCCAAAGAAUACAGGAAUUGUUUUUAUUUUUAUUAUGUUUUUCAGCUUGCAACUCAUCCUUCUUUGUGUAUCAUCUUCCUUUAUUGGCACCUUAAAAUCUGCAGAAAGAUUUAAUCCUUUUUUUAUAAUGUGCUCGCUUUUCUUGUACUUUGUCAGCUAAGUGCAUCUACAAAAGCCUCUUUUUUAGAAAAGUAAUUUAAUUUUUUUAUUAUAAAGGAGUGACAACCUACAGUCCUUCUCAACUACUGAAAAAGUACAUGAUGAGUUGCUCAAUAUUUAUACUCUGCAUUGAACUUUUGUGUGUGAUGCACUUAUUUAAAUAUUGCUUUGAAAAUAAGCAUAUACAUUUUGUAGCAACCAAAGUUUAAAAUUAUUACAUAUAAAAUGGCUGGAAUAAUUAUGGAUAAUGUGACUUUUAAUUAUUUAGAAAUAUUGUUUACAUUUCACUCCAUUUCAUUCUCAUCAAUAAUUUAAACAAAGUCACUUUGUCCAAUUGAAAAGCCAGGUUUCUUUGAAAAUGUUAUGAUGAAUAUCAUGUUAUUCUUUGAAUAAGUUUAGGUUGUAUUUGCUGCAUUUGGAUGCUGACUUGGGCACUGGAAACAAAGAUUUGUCUCAAAGUAUAUAUUUUGGAAUUCCUAGUACAGUAUGAUAUUUAUAUUCCAUCAACUUUCUUAAAAACAACAUAAGGGGGAAAAAUCAAACAAUACAACUAAAUAUUAGCAUUCUAAAUGACUAUUAAGUUCCACAUUAUGGUCAAAAUACAAUACAUCCCAGUUUUCUCCCUUGCCCUAAUAAGAGAUUCAAAAAUUCAUUUAAGGCUGUAUCCUAACCAUAAUUUUGAAGAACCAAGUUCAUUGUGGUCCCUCCCUCCCACAUGACACACCAUCCAAAGGAUUUUCUAGCAAUCUUACAUAAUUGAAGUUCAAACAAAUAAUAACUUAAGUGUGGGAUUCUUCAUUCUAGGCAUAUAUUCACUGAUUCAUCCUCAGCUAUUUUGCACCCUUAUAAAAGAGAGGUGUGGGCAACGUUGAGACUACUGAACCUGUUUUUGGUCACCCGAGUAACUCCCAAAGUCUCCACUAAAAUUCCUAUAUUCAGAAUAUUUAGAUAUUCUGAUUUUCAGAAGAAAAUUAAUAAAAAUAUGCUAUAUUUAAAGUGCAUUGGGGGAAGCGAGAACAAUCCAAAUGGGUAAAAUAAGAGCAAGAAACCUCAUUUACCACUGCAGAGAAGCGAUUUCACAACCACCUGGGAACUAAAGUAUAAUUUUUGGACACACAAAUGUAUGUUCAUAACAUAGAAAGAAAAAUGUAGAUACUUUUUCUCUCUCUAGGAAAAGCACCCCACUUCCACUUUCUAUAAGUAGAUAGAGGCACAGCAUAAAGUAAUAAUGUUUUAAAAAAGAGUUUGGAUAACCAUUUGUCUGAAAUGGUAUAGGGUUUCCUGCCUAAGCAGCAGGUUAGACUAGAAGACCUCCAAGGUCCCUUCCAACUCUGUUAUUCUAUUCUAAGUCCUAAGCAUCCCCACCCUGACAUCUUUCCAAUAUUCAAACUUGCAGGCUUCCAAGUAUGCUUACAGUCCAGAAACAAACCCUUGAAGAACAACUGGAAUGUGGACCUCACAUCUGUAUGUGUGAUUAUGUUUGUGUAUCCCACCCUGUAACUCAGUGUGCUUUUUUGUUUGGUUCUAUUUGGAUUUUAUAAAAUAGCUUAUAUAAAAAUGCCAUUGUUUUCUAAUCUCAAACAUACAAGAUGUCACUUUAAAUUAAGCAGCACUAGUUUAUGUGGGAUCUAAGUACAGUUGUACUCCUUAAGACCACCCAAUGCUCUCAAUCUCUAUCAGAAGAAUUCAUAUCUAGGUACAUCCAUGAAUAAUGAAUAGCACAAUUCUCUUCCAAUUUAUGCAGAAAUAAGUACUCUCUAUACUUACUUGAGAAUAAGCCCCAAUAAACACAAUUCACUAGCUUCUUCCAGAAACAGACUGGAUUAAAUCCAUUUUAGCACUCUCUGUUAUGCGAAUGUACAGUAAAAAGCACUGAGCUUGAGUUGGGUAAGAUUCUGGAGAAGCCAAUAAGCUUUAAGUGCUUGGUUGGCAUAUGCAUUGUUAUAGAUGUCAGCCAGGUUCAGAUGAAAAGUUGCAAAAGGCCAUGUGUAAGCACUUUGCAUGUAUUCAGAAUGCACUAAACUCACAAGAAUCAGGGAAGCUGCCUUAUACCAGGCUAGUUGUUCACAUAGCCUGGUAUUAUCUACUUCAUAAUCAGCCAAUAUUUCUGGCAUUGAGCACCAUUGGCAAAAUCUUAGCACUCUCCUAUGAUGUUAUUAUAAUUUCACAGGGUUCUCAUGAAGUUUUCAACAAUUUUAAAUAUUGCUUUAAUUUGAACAAAAAUUACUUUGUGAGGGUCUAGAAGAUACCAUGUUACUUAUAGACAGCUUGUUGCUGAUGCCUGAUGGGCUAUCAAUAACAAUCAGAUGUUUUUUCACAAUAGUUGCUAACCAUCCUUUCAGUUGGCAAGCGAUUUAAACCAAGGUCCUUCUGUAUGCAAAGUAUGUGCUUCACCAGUGAGCUAUGACUCAGUUUUUGCAGGUGUGCUGGUUUCCACUUACAUGCGUUCCAUUCUAUCCUUUUUUUGUACUGUUUAUCGUAAACAUUCAGAAUACAGUGCAGUAAUGCAGGAAGGUUUUAGGUUGAGAGCACUACAUCUAAUGUUUCACCUAUUAUCUUUUCAUACCUUUCAAUAUCUUCCUGGAAGUAAACUCAUAUAGCACUCCCUAGAUUAAAAUGUAACAGUACUAACAAUUACUUAUUUCUUACUUUAUUAUAUUUAUCCUUUAUUAUCCCUGGUGGGCUCUUUACCUAAUAUUUAAUUCAUUGCCUUCCACCUCCUCCCCCCUUUGAAAACUAACCAGAUUUGCUUUUCCAAACUGUCUUUCUCAUGACAUUGUCAGUAUUAGAAUUUGAAAGGCAAUUUAGUCACAAAUGAAUGCCAAUGAACUUUUAAAAGUGUAUAUUCAAGAUUUCAAGUAUGAACUUGACCACAAGGCACAGAGAAUCUACAUUUUUUUAACUUGAUAUCUUCCAGAUGUGUUGGAUUUCAUCUGUCAUCAUCCCCAUCCACUUUGAAAAACUGUAAUGGUUUCAUAAAUAUUUUCAGUAGUUGGGGGGGAGCACUUCAUUGGACUUUAAUUUUAUGAGACGUUGAUCACAUUUGAUUUUAUAUUGCUGUGUAAUUAGAAAUGCUAUAACAAAGCUACUCCUAAAGGUAGAGCUUUACAAA